UGUGUGUGUGUGUGUGUGUGUAGAGUAGAGCUGCUUCACCCACACUUUCCUCAGUAAGAGAACACACUCAGAGAGGAACAAUGUCGGAGCUGCUGAGAAUACUGCUCCUCUUACUGCCUGCCAUCCUGCACACAGCAAAUGGAAAUUCACUGGCAACGGAAUAUUGGUGCGUCUGGAGGUCUGAUGAUCUCAGUGACAUGGAGUACAUAGAGUUUGACAUCUUCAAUAAGAUCAAAUAUGCAGAGUAUAACAGCACUCUGGGGAAGUAUGUGGGAUACACUGAAAUAGGCAUCAAAAACGCAGAGAUUUGGAACAAUAACACUGCAUUCCUGCAAACACGGAAAGCCGAAGUGGAAAGUUUCUGUAAGAACAAUGCUCAGCUUUUCUACAGCAUCAUCCUCAGUAAAACAGAAAAGCCCCAGGUUGAGGUCACUUUGGUAAAGAAGUCAGAUGGCACUCACCCAGCCAGGCUGAUGUGCAGCGCUUACAGCUUUUACCCACCAAAGAUUGAGGUGACCUGGCUGAGAAACGGGAAAGAGAUUGAGGGUGAUGUGACGUACACUGAGGAGAUGGCUGAUGGAGACUGGUACUAUCAGAUCCACUCAAAUCUGGAUUACAUGCCAAAAUCUGGAGAGGAGAUCUCCUGUGUGGUGCAACACGCCAGCUUCCAAAAGCCCAUGGUCUAUAAGUGGGAUCCCUCGAUGUCUGAACCUGAUAAGAGUAAGAUUGCUAUCGGGGCUUCAGGGCUGGUGUUGGGGAUCGUGCUUUCAGCUGCUGGAUUCAUCUACUACAGGAAGAAAUGCUCAGGACGGAUCCUGGUGCCGACAUAAACACAGGCAUCAUUUGAAGUUGACAUGUUGGUUUCAGCUUCAUUCCCCAUAUUGGAUGGAGUUAAUUUACCCAUAAUGCUCACUGUUUAGCUACAGUUAAGCUGAAAUGUGAUGAUUUUUAAGCUCACACAUGUGAUGUUAAUUAUUACAAGUCUGUGAGCAGAGAAACACUGGAGUGUUUGCUGAAAUCGCUUUAUCUGUUAAACAUCUGCUAUAUUCCGAACAAUUAGUACCUGCUGAGAAAUGAGCAUUUCAUAAUAUGUGCAUCUGCAUCUGUAUUAUCACUUUCCUUAAUGUAAGACCAGCUUUCUGUCAGAUUUUGCUGAAACUGAUGAUAAAUAUCUUGAUUAUAGGCUUUAUAAGAGUUCUUGAGUAGAAAUUUGGCAAACUGAGCUUAGAUACUACAUUCAGCUUAAAAAUGUAUAAAUUAAUUCCUUAUAAUGCAUCUGAAAGUUAUGAAAUAAUUAAUUACUAUUACAGAAGUAAAUGUAGCCUUGUAAAAUUUUCAUUAUUAAAUCAUUAGCGCCCCCUACAGUCUAUUUUAACCUGGAUCACUUCCUCAGUUUUAGUGAUGCUAUUUAUUACGAUUCAAUACUAACAGUUAUCUGUAAAUUUCUGGUUUUGUAUCAUCAGUCACUUAAAUUUCAUUUUAAUGGGAAGAACUGGAUUGAUUUUUGAUUCUGUAUGGAUGCUGACUCUUAAUAAACUUUUGGUUGUAAAAGAAAUUGAUGUAAAAUUUUCUUUAA
Messenger RNA from Neoarius graeffei (lesser salmon catfish), 1576 nucleotides. RefSeq names its product HLA class II histocompatibility antigen, DR beta 4 chain-like. Gene Ontology annotation, molecular function: MHC class II protein complex binding. Gene Ontology annotation, biological process: antigen processing and presentation of exogenous peptide antigen via MHC class II; positive regulation of T cell activation; immune response. Gene Ontology annotation, cellular component: membrane; MHC class II protein complex. Lineage: Eukaryota; Metazoa; Chordata; Actinopteri; Siluriformes; Ariidae. Bases 81 to 830 code for a protein of 249 amino acids. The record is from RefSeq and is a predicted model, not a curated record. The transcript has 5 exons.